Messenger RNA from Medicago truncatula (barrel medic), 1367 nucleotides. Its product is annotated as F-box/kelch-repeat protein At3g23880. The transcript has a single exon. Lineage: Eukaryota; Viridiplantae; Streptophyta; Magnoliopsida; Fabales; Fabaceae. Gene Ontology annotation, molecular function: protein binding. The record is from RefSeq and is a predicted model, not a curated record. Bases 153 to 1334 code for a protein of 393 amino acids.
CUGAAUCACCCCCUUCUGGUGGAUGAAGGAGAAAAAUCUAGAGUUGUAGGUAGAAAGAGUUGUUUCUCUUUCUUUACAAAAGAAAAAAAGAAAGAGUUGUUUCGUGCUAUCGUAAACUCGUCCUCUAAAAAACAAUACUAAUUUAUUCACCUAUGCAUUUCAUCACUUGGAAUCCCCUAGGGUUACGCGCAACACAGUUAAGGUUCAUCACCUGGAACACCACAGAGAAGAAUUACACUCGCAUGGCGAAGAUGAAAGAGACGUUAUAUCUUCCUUCUGAAUUAAUCAUUCAAAUCCUGCUGAGGUUGCCGGUGAAGUCUCUUUUAUGUUUCAAAUGCAUUUGUAAGUCAUGGUUAUCUCUUAUCUCUGAUCCACACUUUGCAAAUUCACAUGUUGAUGUUUCCGCAGCAAAAAUUGUGUCCAUAUCAAGAACUCGACCUCUUGCUGAAAUUCGCUUUAUAGAUUUUGAAACAUCCAUUAACCAUGAUUCUGUUUCGCUGGACCAUAGUUUUCUACUUCCAAAAGGUUAUUUUUUUUAUGAAAUUAAAGGUUCGUGCAGAGGGUUUAUAUUAUUGAAUUGUUUGACAAACCUCUACGUAUGGAAUCCAUCCUCUAGAUUUCACAAAGAAAUAAAAUUGUCUCCUUUUGCUUGCAAAUUUCUUGCAUAUAAUCCACGUCAUCUUCUAGGUUUUGGUUAUGACGGAUUAAGAGAUGAUUACUUGGUCGUUUUAUUGUCCUAUGAUCCAACCUUAGUGAAAACUUCAUCGUAUUUAGAAUUUUUCUCAUUGAGAGAUAAUAAGUGGAAUGAAAUUGAAGGUCCUCACAUCACUUAUUUGAAUGCCACGGCUAAUCGCAAAGCAGGAGGAUCAUUCUUUAAUGGGGCUAUUCAUUGGUUGGCUUCUCCUUAUCAUAAAAUACCAUUGGAAGUUAUUGUUGUCUUUGAUUUAAUGGAAAGGAAAUUGUUAGAGAUACCUCUUCCAGAUGAUUACGACCAUGGUCCAGAGCAUUAUGGUUUGUGGGUAUUUGGAAAAUUUCUCAGUCUAUGGAAUAUGAAUUUUGAUAAUCGGACAGUUGAAAUAUGGGAGAUGAAAGAAUACAAACAACAAUCAUCUUGGACUAAGACUCUUGUAAUUCCUAUUGACAAUGACAUACCUUGGUUUUCCCCCGUAUACUCUACAAAAAGUGGUGAUAUUAUUGGAACUAGUAAUAUUGGUCUUGGAUUGGUGAAGUAUAAUAAUAAGGGACAGCUGUUAGAGUAUUUCGCAAUGAAUUCAAUUGCAUCUGAAGUGGCCAUGUAUACAGAGUCUCUGCUUUCACUCCCUGGUGGACCAUGAUGAAAUUUAACAAGAUGGCAAAAAAUCACAAAG